AUGCCCACCGUCAUCAGAGUGCCGUGCUCGUCGGCCAAUAUUGGCCCCGGCUUCGACGUCAUCGGCCUCGCGCUCAACCUGUACCUCGAGCUGGAGGUCAGCGUGACGCACAAGGAGCGCUCCGAGCACUCGCUCAACUGCCGCAUCACGUACGAGGGCGUGGGCGCAGAGGACGUGCCGCUUGUUGCCGCGGACAACCUCAUCACGCGCACCGCCGUCUACGUGCUGCGCUGCCACGGCGUGCGCGCGUUCCCCGCGGAGACACACGUCCACGUCCGCAACCCGAUUCCCCUGGGCCGUGGCCUGGGCUCGUCGGCGGCGGCGAUUGUCGCGGGCGUGCACCUGGCGAACGAGGUCGGCCGCCUGGCGCUGUCCAAGGCACGCAUGCUGGACUACUGCCUGAUGGAGGAGCGGCACCCGGACAAUGUCGCCGCCGCGCUGUACGGCGGCUUCGUGGGCACGUAUCUGAACGAGCUGUCGCCCGAGGACACGGAGCGCCUCGAGAUUCCGCGCAGCGAGGUCCUGCCUGAGCCUGCGGGCGGCAUCGACACGGGCCUGCGGCCGCCGCAGCCGCCGCUCAACAUCGGACACUACACCAAGUUCCCCUGGUCGGCCGACAUCAAGUGCAUCUGCAUCAUCCCGCAGUUCGAGGUCUCUACGGCAAAGGCCCGCGCCGUGCUGCCCGAGUCGUACUCGCGCAGGGAUGCCAUCUUCAACAUGCAGCGCCUGGCUGUCCUCACCACCGCCCUCGGCCAGUCGCCGCCCGACCCUGACAUGAUCUACACGGCCAUGCAGGACAAGCUGCACCAGCCCUACCGCCGCGGCCUGAUCCCGGGCCUCACCGAGAUCCUGCAGUCCGUCACGCCCCAGUCGCACCCCGGCCUGCUCGGCAUCUGCCUCUCUGGUGCCGGUCCCACCAUCCUCGCCCUCGCGACCGCGAACUUCGACUCGAUCGCGGACCACCUGCUCGCCGAGUUCAAGAAGGAGGGCAUCACAUGCGACUGGAAGCUGCUCCAGCCCGCCACAGACGGCGCCACAGUCUCCAACUCGCUCAGCGCCACACCUGCCGAGGCCCUGACCUACGCCUCCUCUGGCGUCAGCAUCGACGCCGGCAACCAGCUCGUCCAGCAGAUCAAGGCCUCGACAAAAUCCACCCGUCGGCCUGGCGCAGACGGCGAGAUCGGCGGCUUCGGCGGUCUCCUGGACCUGCAAGCCGCUGGCUACACAGAAGCACCCAUCCUGGUCGGCGCCAUCGACGGCAUCGGGACGAAAGUCAAGAUCGCCUUCGAAAUGGGCAAGCACGACACAGUUGGCAUCGAUCUGGUCGCCAUGAACGUCAAUGACCUCGUUGUCCAGGGCGCGGAGCCCCUCAUGUUUCUCGACUACUAUGCGUGCUCGCGCCUCGACAUCGCGAGCGCUGCCAAGUUCAUCGAGGGCGUUGCAAACGGGUGCAGACAAUCAGGUGCUGCGCUUGUUGGCGGCGAGACGGCAGAGAUGCCUGGCAUCUACCAGGACGGCGAGUACGACGCUGGUGGAGCAGCCAUUGGCGCCAUCAGGAAGGGUGCUACCAUCCUUCCCGACACAGCAGCCAUGCGGGAAGGCGACGUGCUACUCGGCAUGUCCAGCAGCGGCGUGCACUCCAACGGCUUCAGUCUGGUCCGCAAAAUCGUCGAGCGCUCCGGUCUCUCUUUCCACGAUACCGCGCCCUGGAGUCCUGAGCAGAACAUCGGCACUGCGCUCCUCACGCCGACCAAGAUCUACGUCAAGCCGCUCCUGGCUGCCGUCCGCAAGGACCUGCUGAAGGGCAUGGCGCACAUCACCGGCGGCGGGCUGAGCGAGAACAUCCCCCGCAUGCUGCCGAAGCAUUUGGCUGCCGAGCUCGACGCAAAGACAUGGCCGCUGCCGGACGUGUUCAAGUGGCUGAAGAAGACGGGCGCUCUGGAGGCGAGGGAGUUCCAGCGCACGUUCAACACGGGGCUGGGCAUGGUCAUCGUUGUCAGCCCCGAGAAGGCGAAGGAGGCGCUGCAGUUCCUGCAGGCUGAGGGCGAGAGCGUGUUCGAGAUCGGGCGGCUGGUUAGCAGGGCCGAUGAGGAAGUCAUCAUCCACAACAUGGAGGUUUGGGGUUAG
Molecule: messenger RNA, 2127 nt
Organism: Didymella exigua CBS 183.55
Lineage: Eukaryota; Fungi; Ascomycota; Dothideomycetes; Pleosporales; Didymellaceae
Product: phosphoribosylformylglycinamidine cyclo-ligase
Exons: 1
Coding region: 1-2127 (708 amino acids)
Biological process (GO): L-threonine metabolic process; adenine biosynthetic process; 'de novo' IMP biosynthetic process
Cellular component (GO): cytosol
Molecular function (GO): phosphoribosylformylglycinamidine cyclo-ligase activity; ATP binding; homoserine kinase activity
Source: RefSeq, a predicted model, not a curated record